Oncorhynchus masou masou (cherry salmon) is the source of this 7466-nucleotide messenger RNA. Its product is annotated as lipoxygenase homology domain-containing protein 1-like. Gene Ontology annotation, molecular function: protein binding. The transcript has 42 exons. The record is from RefSeq and is a predicted model, not a curated record. NCBI's taxonomy places the organism in Eukaryota, Metazoa, Chordata, Actinopteri, Salmoniformes, Salmonidae.
AUGCCCUCAAAAGAGAAAAAAACUGCAGGAACGGAGGAAACUGAAGAGGUGGAUUGCGACGUGGAGGAAAAGGAGCCAAAACCGAAAGGGAAGAGCAAGUCUGACGCCAGCGGAGACACCAAGCCAGACGGAGCGAAGAAGAGGAAGAAACACAAGAGCCCAGAGGAGUCUGACGAGGAACCAGAGAAAGAGAGGAAGAAUAAAGGGGAACGCCACGAUAAGGUGAAAGAGAAAAAAGAAAAGAAGAAAAAGAAAGCAGAAGAUGAUGCAGAGAAGAGGGAGGGGGAUGAAGUGAUUGAAAAUGAGGAAGAGGGAGAUGACGAGCAGAACAACAAUGACACCAUCGAAACAAAACCCAAGAAGAAGAAAUCUGAAGAAGAGGACAUGACUGAGGGAGAAGUUAAGGAGGAAAAGAAGAAGAAAAAGAAGUCGUCUUCUGAGGGAGACCAACAGGGAGAGGAGGAGAUGGGGUCCAAAGGCAGGAAGUCCACAGAUGGAGGGAAGAAGAAGAAGAAGGCUCAGGAUGAGGAGCCCCUCUUGGAAGAUCAGGAGGGAGAAGAAGAAGACUCCAAGAAGAAAAAGAAGAAGAAGCCGAAGAAGGGAUCGGCCGACAGUGAUGAGGACAAGAAAGACAAGAAAGGGAAGAAAGGGAAGAAGCCCAAGGCCAAGCAGGUGGAUUACGCUGAGAUCUACUACAAUGAGCUGAUGACCUACCAAACAGACUCCUCCGAUGGCUAUGAGGAAGAGUACCACAAAAAGAAAGUGUAUGAGGUGGUGACUGUCACAGGUGAUGUGAGAGGGGCAGGCACAGACGCCAAUGUGUUUGUCACUCUUUUUGGAGACUUUGGCAUCACUCCCAAAGUGCACCUGGCCAGCAAAAGCCGAACGGCAUUUGAGAAAAAUAAGACGGACGUGUUCCGGAUUAAAACACACAAUGUUGGGCCCUUGAAGAAGCUGAGGAUUGAACAUGACAACACAGGUGGCUUGAACGCCAGCUGGUUCCUGGACCGGGUCGUGGUGACCGACAUGAACCGUCCACACCUGCGGUUCUACUUCGCCUGCAACAACUGGCUGAGCCGUGAGGAGGGGGAUGGCCUGUAUGUCAGAGAUCUGCUGGGCAGCCUCAACCCCAUGGAUGUCCCCAAACUGAAUAAGUACAUAGUGAGUGUGUUCACUUCUGCUGAGAAGGGCAGCGGGACUGAUGCUGACGUCUUCCUGAAUAUCUUUGGAGAGCAUGGCGAUACAGGGGAGAGACGGCUGGACAGUGACAAAGAUAAUUUUGAGCGAGGCACGGAGGACAAGUUUACUAUUGAAUCACCAAACCUGGGAAGGCUAAAGAAAAUCACCAUUGGCCAUAACAACAGGGGCUCAUCAGCUGGAUGGUGUCUGGAUAAGGUGGUCAUUGAUGACAUGGGGAACAAGGAGGUGUAUGAGUUUCCAGUGAAUCGUUGGUUCGCCAUGGACGAAGAAGAUGGAAAGAUACAGAGAGAUGUGUUGGUGGGAGCAACACAGCCCAUGGCGGUGGUGUACAACGUCCAGGUGAUGACGGGCAACGUGAGAGGUGGUGGCACCAACUCUAAGAUCCACAUUAUCAUGCAUGGUACCAAGGGCCUGAAGAACAGUGGCAAGGUGUUCCUGGAGGGUGGAGCAUUUGAGCGGGGGCUCAUUGAUAUCUUCAACGUGGAGAUUGCUGCGCUGCUCAGCCCACUCAGCAGGGUCACCAUCGGACAUGACAACGGAGCUGUUGGGGCCGGCUGGUACUGCGAAAAGGUGACAGUGUACUGCCCAUUCACAGGGAUUGAGCAGACGUUUCCCUGUUGCAAGUGGCUGGAUGAGGACGAGGGGGACGGACUGAUUGAGAGGGAGCUGUACGAGAUGGUGUCCCUCAGGCAGAAGAAACUUAAGAAGUACCCGUGGUCCCUGUGGAUCUGGACAUCAGACGUGAAGGGGGCAGGGACGGACGCCCAGGUCUUCCUACAGAUCUACGGUGAGAAGGGCAAGUCAGAUGAGAUGAGACUGGAGAGCAACUCAGACAGCUUUGAGCAGGCUCAGCUGGAUAAGUUCAUGAUUGAAAUGCCAGACAUUGGAAAACUGACCAAGGCCCGUAUCUGGCACGAAAAGAGACAUCCUUUCGCAGGCUGGCAUUUCGCUAGGGCCACGGUGAUGAAGACACUGACAAGGGAGAAAUACUCGUUUAACUGUGGCCGCUGGCUGGACAUCAACGAGGACGAUAAUGAGAUCAUCAGAGAGAUGCCCGCCACCGGAGCUCUCAUCCCAGAGCCGUUACAACUGCUGAAGUAUCGCAUCACCAUCUGUACUGGGAAAGUGAGUGGAGGUGGCACUGAUGCCAGCGUAUUCCUUAAUGUGAUCGGGGACCUGGGAGACACAGGGGAUCGACUCAUGUUCCUCAGCAAAAACAACGUCAACAAGUUUGAAAAGGGCAACGCCGAUGAGUUUCUGACCGAGGCGGUGUCGUUGGGGCAGGUGCGCAGGGUGCGUAUCGGCCAUGAUGGGAGGGGUGGAGGCUGUGGUUGGUUCCUGGAUAAGGUGUUGGUCAGGGAGGAGGGCCAACCAGAGUCUGCGGCCAUAGAGUUCCCCUGUAACAGGUGGUUGGACCGGAAUGAGGACGAUGGACAGAUCGUUCGUGAGUUAGUGCCAGCAGGAGAUGGUCUGCGUCUCCACAAUGUCAACUACCAUAUCUCGGUGAAGACAGGCAACAUCAACGGGGCCAGCUCGGACUCCAAGGUGUUUGUUAAAUUGUACGGAGAGAAGGGCGACACCACGAGGAUACUCCUGGUGGUCUCGGACAACGACCUGAGUAACUACUAUGAGACGGGCCAAACUGAUAUCUUCACCGUCGAGACCUAUGACAUCGGACAAAUCCACCGUCUUCUGAUAGGCCACACUAACGAGGGUCUGCGUGCUGGUUGGUUCCUGGACAGUGUCCGGAUCAUUGUUCCGGUCCAUGGGAAGCAGUACCAGUUCCCCAGCCAUCGCUGGCUGUGUAAGGAUGAGGCUGACGGCAAGGUGGAGGUGGAGAUCUAUCCCAGCGAGACCCUGGACAUCGAGAAACUGAUUAACUACGAGGUCACAGUGGUCACGGGGAACAUGCGCAAUGGUGGCACCAACGCCAAUGUGUUCUGCCAGAUCUAUGGAGAGGAGGGCAAGACCGAGCUCAUCAGCCUCAAGAGCCGCUCCAACAACUUUGAGCGUGGGACCACAGAGAUCUAUAAGAUCGAGGCGCUGAACGUGGGCAAAUUAUUCAAAAUCCGCAUUGGGCACGAUGGUUCGGGCGUGGGCGACGGGUGGUUCCUUGAGACGGUGGACAUCAAGCGGCUCACUAUGGCCAUGGUACAGAGGGAAGUGGUGAAGGAGAAACCAAAGGAUGACAAGAAGGACAAGAAGAAGAAUAAAAAGAAGAAGAAAGAAGAGGAUGAGGAGGAGGAGUACGUGACGGAGCUCCAGGAGGUGACAGAGAGCGUGACGUUCCCCUGUCAUCGCUGGCUGGCCCGCGACGAGGAGGACGGGGAGAUCGUGGUGGAGCUCCUACCCGAGGACCCCGGAGACCUGGAGGAGAACUCCUAUGAGGUCCAUGUGUUUACUGGCCCCAUGUGGGGAGCCGGAACCGAUGCCAACGUUUACAUCAACAUCUACGGAGAGAUCGGGGACACGGGCGAGCGGAAACUAAGAAAGUCCAACAACCUCAACAAAUUUGAGAAGGGGCAGGAGGACGUGUUCUCCAUGCAGGCCAUCGAUCUGGGCAUUCUGAAGAAGCUGAGGAUUCGUCACGACAACAGCCAGCCUCAUGCUGCCUGGUUCCUGGACAGGGUGGAGAUAGUAGACAACAAAGACGACACCACGUACUACUUCCCAUGUAAACGGUGGCUGGCCAUUGAUGAAGAUGAUGGACAGAUUGCCAGGGAGCUGGUCCCUGUGGAUGAAGCCUUUAUGAAGAAGGGUGAGGAUGAUGAUGAUGAUGAUGACGAGGAAAACUCCAGUGCAACACUCGGCCUGGAACAGAAGGCCAUGUCCACCACCUUCACAAUGAGGGUAAAGACUGGAGACAAGAAGUAUGCGGGCACUGAUGCCAACGUGUUCGCCAUCCUGUACGGCAUGAAGGAUGAUACAGGCAUCAUAAUGCUGAAAGCAUCCAAGUUACAUAAGAAUAAGUUUGAGCAGGCCAUGAUCGAUGAGUUUACAGUGGAAGCUGUGGAUAUUGGAACACUGAAGAAAAUACGCAUGGGGCAUGACAACUCAGGGGCAGCAUCAGGCUGGUUCCUGGACUGGGUAGAGGUGGAUGCCCCCUCCCUGGGCCAGAAGCUGAGGUUCCCUUGUGGUCGCUGGCUGGAUAAGGGAGAGGACGACGGGGCCAUCGUCAGGGACCUCUUCCCUGCAGACCUCCAGACUGAGCUCUACACACCAUUUGUGCCCUAUGAGAUCAAGACGUUCACCAGUGACCUGUUUGCAGCGGGUACAGACGCAGACGUGUUCAUCGUGCUCUACGGCCGAGACGGGGUGUGCACCCAGCAGAGGUCUCUCUGUGUCAACAAGAGGGAGAGGACCAUGUACUUUGAGAGGGGAGCUGAGGACAUGUUCAUCGUUGAGUUGGAGGACGUGGGUGAUGUCAUAGAGAAGAUCCGUAUUGGUCAUGACAACAGAGGGCUAAACGGAGGCUGGCACCUGGACAGAGUGGAGAUCAGACGACUGCUGAGGAAGGGGAAGGGGUCGGAGACUAUUAUCUUCCCAUGUGAGCGCUGGCUGGCCAAGUCAGAGGAUGAUGGAGAAACAGUGAGAGAGUUAGUACCUUCUGACAUCAUAACGGAGAAACUACUACGAGAUGGUACCCUGAAAGUCAGCGAGGUUGAGGUGGAAGAUGCACUGGAGACUCACACAUACAAAGUGUCUGUGAUGACGGGCGAUGUUUACGACGCAGGCACCGAUGCCAACGUCUUCCUGACCAUCUACGGAGACCUGGGAGACACUGGCGAGCGCAAACUCAGCAAGUCUGAGACCAACGGCAACAAGUUUGAGAGAGGAGCGGUAAGAGACAGAAUACAGACCUUACCGUAUCCCUAACUAGGGUGAAAACCCCAGCACCCCUGCCUUCUAUUCCAGGUGGAUAAGUUUACCAUUGAGGCGGUGGACCUGGGUCAGGUGUUUAGAAUGAAGAUUCGCCAUGACAACAGCAUGAUGAGUGCUGAUUGGUACCUGGACCAGGUGGAGGUGGUUGACGAGGAUACGGAGGAGGUCUUCCUGUUCCUGUGUGAGCGCUGGCUGUCCAGAAAGAGAGAGGACAGACGCAUCGAAAGGAUGUUCUAUGUCAAGGGUUACGAGGGGGAGAGGGAGACAAUCCAGGGCAGUAAGAAGAGCUCAGCCAUGAUCAUGAAGAGUGUGGACAGCAACAUGAACAAGAAGAAGAAGAAGGGGGAGGACGUCCAAAAGGAGAGCACCAUCAUUCCAUACCACUUCACCAUUUCCACGGGGGAAGAAAACGAUGCCAGUACCUGCAGCAGGGUCUAUGUGAUCAUCAUGGGGCCAAACCACACCCAGACACAGAGGCUGUGGCUGGACCUGCCUGGGGGGAAGAGGUGCUUUGAGUCUGGGUCUCUGGAGUCCUUCGAGGCUAAUGGAGCUGACGUUGGUGAGAUUAAAAAAGUGGAGCUCGGACAUGACGGCGCCACUCCGGAGAGCUGCUGGUUGGUUGAUGAGCUAGCUGUUGCCGUGCCAACCAAAGGGGUUAAAUACAUUUUCCAGUGUAAGUGCUGGUUGGCCAAAGAUCGGGGCGAUGGACUGACUGCCAGGGUGUUCAACGUGUUGGAUGCAGAUAGCAUCACCAUCUCCCAAAAGAUCAUCUAUGAGGUGACGGUGGUGACGGGAGAUGUUCAGAACGCUGGGACAGACACCCAGAUCUACUUGUCUGUGUUUGGGACCAACGGCACCACAGAGGAAGUCCUACUUCAGAAGAACGAGGACAGGUUUGAGCGGGGUCAGGAGGACACGUUCAGCCUGGAGGUCGAUGAUAUUGCUCCCCUGAGGAAGAUGAGGGUCCGUGUUGACGGCUCUGGUAGCCGACCUGACUGGUUCCUGGCUAAGAUCAUCAUGCGUAACCUGACCACAGAGGAGGUGUCAGUGUUCACCUAUGAGGAGUGGCUGUCUAAGACCAAAGGACCCAAGAGGACCAUGAUCUGUGAGAUGGCUGCUGUGGUGGAUGAGGAGGAGAUGGUGGAGAUCACCACCUACAUUAUCCAGGUCAAGACCAGCGACAUUGGAGGGGCAGGCACUGACGCUAACGUGUGGAUCAUUGUGUUUGGAGAGUGCGGUGACACUGGGACCCUGGCGCUGAAAGAGUGCCAGAAAUCCAACAAGUUUGAGCGCAAGCAGACAGAUGUGUUCCGUUUUCCUGACGUGCUCAGCCUCGGGGACCUCUCUAAGGUUCGGGUGUGGCACGACAACUCAGGGCCUGCUCCAGGAUGGCACAUAGAAUACAUCGAUGUGAAGGAUGAGGCCUUGGACAGGACAUUUCGCUUCCCCUGCGACCGCUGGUUGGCUCAGAACGAGGACGAUGGUCAGAUCAUGAGGGAGUUGUCCUGCGCCAACAACGACAUUUUAGACCUCAACGAGAAGACCAAAUAUGAAAUUAUUACCACCACGGCGGACACAGACGACGCAGAGACCAAAGAGAACGUCUGGAUCGCACUGGAGGGGAAGAAGGGGCGUUCAAAAGAAUUUAUGAUGGAGAACUCAUCAAAGAAAAAGAGGUUCUUGCGGGGAAACAAGGACAAGUUUGAGUUCUCCUCCAAACAGCUUGGGGACAUCGCUGGCAUCUGCCUGGGCCACACCCCCAAAGAUGGGAAGAAGGUGAAAGGUGAGGCGUUCUGGCACGUGAAGGAGGUCGUUGUCAUAGAGAAAGUGCUGGGCAACAGGUUCAUAUUCAUCUGCAAUGCCCUGAUCCCCCUCUCCCCGAAGAGGGACGAGUUUGUGACCUUCGAGUGCACCAAGACCAUCGAGAGCUUCGCCAGCAAAGCCCGCAGCCUGGUGCCUGUCAAGUACGAGAUCAUCCUCAUCACGGGCGACGAGAAGGGGGCAGGCACCGAUGCCAAUGUCUUCAUCACCAUCUACGGUUCCAACGGCGACUCGGGCCGCCGGUCGCUACGUCAGAAGUUCCGCAACCUGUUUGAGCGUGGCCAGACGGACCGCUUCCUGCUAGAGAUGUUGGACAUGGGUGAGCUGCUGAGAGUGUGUGUGGAGCAUGACAAUACCCGCCUCAGCCCCGGCUGGCUGCUGGACCGCGUGGAGGUCACCAACACAGCCAACGGUGUCACCACCAUCUUCCUGUGUGGAAAGUGGCUGAACACCAAGAAGGCGGACGGACAGAUCUUCAGGGUCCUCUACCCAAAGUACUAAAGACCUCAUAUUGAGACUUCUCCACUAUAUGAAAACGUAUGUCCUUUGCACAGCAGAGGAUA